AUGCCCUCCUCGUUGCAGAUCCGCGGCGGGCCAUAUGCGUCCACAACCGCGGGGAUGGGAGGUCUUCCCACCAUCAUACCAGAUGUCCCAAUAUGUGCAGUCUUCCUAGUCUUGUAUAUCGCCUUCGCCGCUACCAACAUGACCAUCUUCCAGAAAAACCGCCGGCGGGGUCACAAGUUCGUGAAGUCUGCGAUGCUAUUUGGGUUCUGCAUGGCAAGAAUCACCACCCUUGUCCUGCGCAUAGCCUGGGCCAAUCGACAACAAAAUGUCCGACUCGCCAUUGCCGCCAAUAUCCUUGUCAAUGCGGGAGUUCUCGUGGCAUAUAUCAUCAACUUCAUCCUCGCCCAGCGUAUUCUCCGCAGCAAGCAGCCUCACAUCGGUUGGCACCCUAUCCUGCGCCAAGGCUCCAAGCUGUUGUAUGCCUUCAUUCUCGGGGCAUUGGCGAUGGUAAUCACAUCUACAGUGGUAUCCUUAUACACGCUCAAUAUGCAUACUCGGUCUCAAUGUCGCGACGUCCAACUAGCAGCCAUCACCUAUCUCCUCAUCUUUACUUGUCUUCCUCUUGUACAGGUUUUCAUCGCAUUUAUCCUACCCAGGUCACCACAGGAGGAAACUUUCGGGCAGGGGGGUACAAUCAGCAAAGCCACAAUUGUCAUUUGUUCGUCGUGCCUAUGUAUUCUCAUUGCCGGGUUCAAAGCUGGUGCUAACUGGUCGCCUCCGCGGCCUGUAACCAACCCACCCUGGUAUGACUCCAAGGCAUGCUUCUACGUGUUCAACUUCGUGUUGGAGAUCAUGAUUCUCAGCCUUUUGACUUUUAGCCGCUUUGACAGGCGGUUCCAUAUUCCCAACGGAGCUACGCAACCUGGGGACUAUACCUGCCUGGCAUUACAGCCCGAUAAAGAGAGCGACCAAUCUCAGUUGAGUGAACAGAAGGGGUCUGUGUCAGCACAGAACUAA
This is a messenger RNA of Aspergillus bombycis, 957 nucleotides long. RefSeq lists its product as uncharacterized. The coding region runs from base 1 to 957 and encodes 318 amino acids. The transcript has a single exon. Lineage: Eukaryota; Fungi; Ascomycota; Eurotiomycetes; Eurotiales; Aspergillaceae. The record is from RefSeq and is a predicted model, not a curated record.